AUGUCCUACCAGGCUUGCCUGUUCUGGUUGCUCUUUUAUUCCUCCAUGGGAUGGACUGCAUCACAAGACUGGGGAAUGCCAUCAUGUGCAAAAAAGGGGGUUUGGAUCAAUCGUUCACAUCAGCACUUGAAAGAAAUCCCAAAAGACCUGCCAGAGUCCACACAGUACUUGGAUCUUUCUUACAACAAUCUGACAAGCCUUAAUGAUGUGGACUUGCAGCUACUUCAAAACCUAUGCUUCCUACGAUUGUCUAACAACAGGAUUCGGUUUGUCUCUGAAGCUUGCUUUCAAAUGAAUUCAAACCUGGAGAUUUUAGAUCUCUCUCACAAUCUAUUGGAGACAAUCCCAUACUUGCCAUUGAGAUACGUUUUGGGUUUGAGGGUCCUUGACAUCUCAGGCAAUCUGUACAGAAGCUACAGCUUGGGAAAUACUUUUGCAACGCUGCAGAAAAUGACUGUUCUGAAUUUGGGAAGUCCCCAUGCACCAUGUAUUAACAAGAAAGACUUUACUUCAUUGCACAAUGUAACACUGAAAGUUGUAAAAUUUAGCAAUGGGGUGAACCUACAAAAAUACGAAGCAGGUUCUUUGGUACAGCUCCAAAUGCUGGAAGAGCUGUCCAUAAACAUGUCCUUUUGUGGCAAAGUUCCAAUGCUGACUGCCAUGCUGAGGGAUUUGAAUCAGACCAAGGUUAGAAACAUCACACUUGGCUACUUCUCCUCAAAGGAUUGUAACCAAUCCAUUGAUCCAUUCCGAGGGCUCUCAGACAUUAAUACUUUGGAAAAACUCACCUUCACCCAUAGCUGGAUAAGCAGCUCAUUAAUUACUUACAUUCUUCCCAAGUUAGGUCAGUCAAAUAUUCAAGUUCUUGUUUUUCAAAACAUAACAUAUGACGACAACACUGGGGGUAUUUAUUUUAAUGGAGUGAAUGGGAGUACCCGUAUCAGCCUGAUGAAGUCUGUUAUUUUUGAUGGUGUAACCCACUACCAAUAUAAUUAUCCUUUGAUUUAUAUCAAUUUGACUCUUUUCCUGCACAUCGCUUACGUGAAGUUCUCUCAUAGUGGAAUGAAUAUUUCUCCCUGCAACCUGCUGCCUGAUAUUAUCUCUUUGGAAGUUCUGGAUGUGUCCAAUAACCUCCUGGAUGACACUGGUUUCUGGAGAUCCAGAUGUAACUAUACCAAUGUCUUCCCCAGCCUGCAGAAACUCAACCUGAGUCACAACCAAUUCAAAAACCUCGGUUUCAUUUCUAGCAAACUGCAUCAGAUGAAAGUGCUGGACACUGUGGAUCUGAGCUUUAAUAGUAUUGAUAACCCAGAUACCUGCUCGUGGCCUGCAAAAAUGACCACUUUGAUCCUCAGUCACAAUCCUCUGGGGAACACGGUCUUCAAUUGCCUGUCCAAAUACUUCCUGGUGCUCGACCUCUCCUACACACAGAUAGAUGCUUUGUCCAGUGAUGCCUUAUCUCGAUUGCCACGUCUAACAAAGCUCUACCUGACUGGUAACUUUAUCAAGCAGUUACCCUCACACCUGGAAGCUGCUCAUCUUCACACAUUGUACAUCAACUUCAACUCCAUAAAUAUAAUUUCCCAAAACAUGUUGCAAGGCCUUCCACAGCUCCGUCAACUGAAUGCAGGGAACAAUACCUUAUACUGCACUUGUGAUAUGUACUGGUUCACAGCCAAAUUUGACAAGAACCUGUUGGUAGAAUGGCCAGAUUCAUAUACCUGCAACUAUCCAUCUAACUGGGCGGGCAAAACCCUGGCUACCUACAAUCCCAAUAUCAUUAUAUGCAACCAACUGUUUCAGGCACUGAUCGGAGUGGGCACUGGAGUGUUCAUGUGCAUUGUUCUAGCUCUUCUAUGCUAUUGCUGUGACGCUGUGUGGUACUUCAGAAUGUUAUGCAUGUGGAUCCAUGUCAAAAGAUCCCAAAGUCGCAAAUCCGGUGAAAUGGAGACCCCGAUUUAUCAGUUUGAUGCAUUUAUAUCAUAUAGUGAAGAAGAUUCUGUGUGGGUAACUGACCACCUACUCGUUACACUGGAAAAUGCAGCCUUCCGUAUAUGCAUACAUAAGAGAGACUUCACUCCUGGACAGCUGGUCAUAGAGAACAUCAUCAACUGCAUUGAGAACAGUUACAAGACCAUUUUUGUGCUUUCGAAGCAGUUUGUGAAAAGUGAAUGGUGCCACUAUGAGCUCUACUUUGCCCAGCACAGAUCUCUAAAUAUCCAGCAGGACUCCAUCAUUUUCGUCCUCCUCGAACCCAUUCCUUCAAAUUCAGUUCCCAGAAAGUUUGUCAAACUCCGGAAACUCCUGAACAGAAAGACCUACUUGGAAUGGCCACAAGAGGCCCAGAAGCAGCAGAUCUUCUGGUCGAAUCUUAAAGGGAUUUUGGAAACUGGAAACAAAUCUAUAGUUGCUUAACGUCAAUCCUCGUCCUCAGUACUCGUGAUCAAAGGGUCAUCCCCUGCUUCGGAGCUUCAGCCAGCAUAUCUUAUACAACUUUAUCAGCAGUCUUAAAACUCUACAUUUAGCAAUUUACAAUCGGAAAUUAAUUGUGUUUUGGCAAGAAAUGUGUUUAUGUAAGACGCAACUAAGUCAGAGAGGAUGAGAUUUUAUUGAUUAAAAUGUGUGCAGUUGAUAAAAGCACCAACUGAUGCAGCACU
This is a messenger RNA of Callorhinchus milii (elephant shark), 2657 nucleotides long. RefSeq names its product toll-like receptor 2. Gene Ontology annotation, cellular component: membrane. Bases 1 to 2415 code for a protein of 804 amino acids. The record is from RefSeq and is a predicted model, not a curated record. NCBI's taxonomy places the organism in Eukaryota, Metazoa, Chordata, Chondrichthyes, Chimaeriformes, Callorhinchidae. Gene Ontology annotation, molecular function: protein binding; transmembrane signaling receptor activity. The transcript has a single exon. Gene Ontology annotation, biological process: inflammatory response; toll-like receptor signaling pathway; immune response.